UCUUCUCGCUCGCACAGAUCCACCUCCAAGUGCCUCAUCCGUUCCCCUGGCUUUCUGGCGAGGGUUGCCUUCUCUUGUCUGUGUGACGGCCAGUCAGCAUCAGCCGCCCGCAAAGCUCGAGCACUUAGGCGAAAUUGACACGUGAAGAUAGUCGAUAGUCACCAUCAGGCCAACCCACCGCCCGCCCAACCUCGACCACGCCUGAUCCCUUGAGCUUCUCCCGCGGCCCUGCGCGACCGCUGCGCCGCCAGACUUCAUUCCUUGACCGCCGUCGCCCACGUCACCUGCCGGGCUCGUCACUGUACGAGCUUGGCGACGACGGCAUCCGCACAUGUGGUCAACAGCAACGAGAGUAGUCUCGUCUACUACCUUUCUCGGCGCCAUCAUAUUCACCAUCCCCCUCGCCUUUGACAUUGGCGGCCGGACAUGCGGCCUGGCCUUUUCCCUGUCCCUCAGCGCCUACUACUUCCUCUACUCGAUCCUCCGCUUGGCCACGCCAAACACCUCUCGCUUCCGCUGGUUCCUGUGCAACGUCGUCGCUUGGGCGCAAUGGCUGGCCAUACCCACGCUAUUGAUCUGGAGCCUCAACAAGUUUUCUAUCGAUGCCAACAAUAACUCGGACUGGGUCGAGCGUACCUUUGGCGGCAAGCGUGCCGACUUUGAGAGUGUGCACGAAUGGAUAUUUGGGGCUGAAGGUCUGCUGGAGAGUUUCUCAAUUGGUGCCUGGGACAAGACGCUCAGGUACAGCACGCCUGUGUUCCAGGUAGCCGAGGGCUUCUGCAGUCUGUUGGUUAUUCAGGCUGCAGGGCAGAUUACACGAUGGGUGGUGAACCGGGAGCGCGGCGACAGCUGGAUGAUUGGUCUGCUCAUCACCUCUGCCUCCAUCAUCUCAACCUCUGUCUACUUUUUGUGGCGCAUUACCACCUUUCCUGAGAUUAGCAAUGUGGAUGCUAUUUUGAUUGGCGUUGCCAUUACGACUGCCAGCUACCUCGGUGGCUGGGGCAUUGUUAGCGCACGAGGAAACCCGGUUGAAUCCUCGCUUUUGUUUGCCUAUGUCACUCUCUGCAUCUACCAAAUCUUUACCGACUACCAGCCAUCUCCGGGCUCCGUGAGUGAAUCCAACGUCUCAUCCGAGCCCGCUCUGCCUCCACUGCCACCGAUUAUCAUGGCUUCGUACACGACGCUCCUCCACGCCCUUGGUUCUCUCCCCACUAUUGCCCACACCGGCUUCAACCUCAUGGUCGGUGCCAUCAUGACCAUUACGCCCUCGGUCAUCAUCUCCCUGGCCUACCGCGUGUUUGUCAUGUACGCCGCAGCUCGCAUUAUACCCGCCAUCCGAGAAAGCGGCGCACGUGCACUAUCGCAAGAGCCCAGCCUGGACGACGAUGACGAAACGUCCAAGAUUCUCGGUUUCCUGACGUGGUUCAGCCCCAGCAUCAUCAUUGCCGUCUACACGAGUCUACUCAUGCAGCACUUUGCCAGUGGAAACGGCGGGGAUGGCAGUGCGGUGACGGGCGAGUGGUGGACCAAUCAGGGUGGUGAUGCCGGCGGCAACUUUUGGCGAUGGAUCAAUCUCGGCAUUACCAUGGGUCUUUAUGCGAUUGAGCUGAAGAUUUCGAAUGCGGAUGAUGAUGGAAGGUUAACAAGUCACUGGAAGGUUGACUAGACGGGCAUAUGAGGUGGGAGAAGGCUGUGUCUUAUCGGGUUUACUCGCUGUGGAGGAGGAAAGAUGGAGAUGCGCAGGGUUGGAGAGAGGAUAGAGAGGGGGUCUGAGCAAAGUUCAGACAACGAGGGGCAAGCUGCGCGGAUGUGUUAAAAGGAGGAGGUGAGCCAUGCUAGAGAGAGCAUGAGCAGUUGCUUUGGUCGGAGAAGCGACAUAUGGCGUGUGUGCGCAAUGGCUGGGUCGUUUGAGAGAGAGAGAGAGGCAGAG
Bipolaris sorokiniana ND90Pr is the source of this 1930-nucleotide messenger RNA. RefSeq lists its product as uncharacterized. The transcript has 3 exons. NCBI's taxonomy places the organism in Eukaryota, Fungi, Ascomycota, Dothideomycetes, Pleosporales, Pleosporaceae. Gene Ontology annotation, biological process: septin ring assembly; endoplasmic reticulum inheritance. Gene Ontology annotation, cellular component: perinuclear endoplasmic reticulum; cortical endoplasmic reticulum; endoplasmic reticulum membrane. Bases 332 to 1666 code for a protein of 444 amino acids. The record is from RefSeq and is a predicted model, not a curated record.